This is a messenger RNA of Cercopithifilaria johnstoni, 846 nucleotides long. The record is from the annotation of a GenBank genome assembly. NCBI's taxonomy places the organism in Eukaryota, Metazoa, Nematoda, Chromadorea, Rhabditida, Onchocercidae.
AUGCCGUCAAUAUCAGCUCUCUCACCUUACUACUAUAAAUCAUUUCAUCCUUUGAAAAACGAUGACAAGACUCCGAGAAGUUACGGUAACGGACAUCCAACUUUCACAUGUUGCAUGAAUGCACAACAAUCUACGCAGUCUGGACAGUCCCUUUUUCGCUUAGUUUUGCAAAGUCAGACCGCAUAUGCUCAAUACGUGAAGCUGGUAGCAUUGUUCGCAUUUGCUGUUGUCCAUGUUAUGUAUAUGAUACCAUUCCUACAUACUUUUGCGGCUGUAGCUUCCAGUGUUGAUAUGACUGAUGUGACGCCCAGCAUUGAAUCGUUACAUCUCCGGCAUUUCGUAGAAACUCUUGCCGAUUACAAGAAGAACAUGUGGAUGAUUGUGGGUAGUAUGUGUGUUGCGUUGUCUACUUCAUGUUUUAUACUUAUGCUGUAUACUUCAUCACGGAAAAUUGCUUAUGACAUUGUUAUACGGGGAAUCGAUCUUUUGACUUUUGGUACUUUACCGUUUUUCCUGAUUGCUAGGCUGAUUUUACUGAACAACAUCUUUGAACAACUACCCGUCAUACUCCGUGAUAUUCAGUUUAUACAAUAUUCGAAGCAAUUGAGUACCACACUUCACUGCUCAUUUGUACCUGCCAAAGAGGUCUCACUGUGUGAUCAGGUUAUACGAAAUGCUCUUUUCCCGGCAUACAUAGUCAAAUUUCUCAUUAUCUUGGCAAUCUUAACAAUUGCUUACAUGCUAUUGGCUUAUUUAAUCGAGUGGUGCUUGAGACACUGGUUUCCACCGCAGUGCAAUCACUCCAAACACACAUCUAUCUAUGCGCCAAUCGCCAUGGCUGUUUAA